AUGCCCGGGAUGUAGAGCAAUUGAGUAAGAAUAACAUUACGCACAUUCUUUCAAUCCACGAUAGUGCCCGCCCUAUGCUCGAGGGAGUGAAGUAUCUGUGCCUCCCUGCUGCUGACUCACCCUCGCAGAACUUGGCAAGGCAUUUCAGAGAGAGCAUCAAAUUUAUCCAUGAGUGCCGACUCACAGGUGAAGGCUGCCUAGUUCAUUGCCUUGCAGGUGUCUCCAGGAGUGUAACACUGGUGGUUGCCUACAUCAUGACCAUCACAGACUUUGGUUGGGAAGAUGCACUGUCUGUUGUCCGUGCAGCGAGAUCCUGUGCGAAUCCUAACAUGGGGUUCCAGAGACAGCUACAGGACUUCGAAAAACACGAUGUUGAUCAGUUCAGGCAGUGGCUGAAAGAAGAAUACGGGGAAAACUCUUCUCAGGAUCUGCAAGAAGCCAAAAAUCUUCUGAGCAAAUAUAAAGAGCAGGCAGAAUUGCAGCAGAAUACUGGAGGAAGGCAGUGGAAUAAUAACUUCUCAUCUGUGCCAUCUCUCUCAUACAGCAACUACACAACAGAGACUUAAUCAUAGGAGGUUGAUUUUUUCUUUCUACCUUUGAAAAACAUCUUGCCAUAAUUUCCAUUCCAUCUUCAAGACUCUCAGCAGUAAUCAUGCAAACAGUUGAUUUGUAGAAAGCUUCUUGAAGAAAAUACUACAUUAUGUGUGUAUGUAUGAGUGUGUUUCACACAGUUUUAUAAUUUGGGCAGGAUCAAGCUCUCUGUGUGCCCGGAGACAUGAUCCAGUUACUGUGGCUGAGCCAGUCUGUCAGCCAGCCACAGCUAUUAUCCCCUUAUGCCCACAUUGCCUGGCAUUUGCUGUGAGGUUAGCUCAACUCCUUUUGUUGUAGGCUAGCAAAGGGCUCUGAGAGACGAAGUCUGGUGAUUCAAGCUGUGGCAGUUUGACAUCUUUGUGCUGUUCAUGUGGCAAAGAUGUUAUUGCACCUGAAGAAGGGAACUGACGUCUGUGUCUCUGCUGCUCCUGUUCACAGUCCAUUGGCAAGUAAUACUGUGGAGGUGGGCUUGAAUUGAAUGCUAGGCUGCAAACUGGAGCAGGUGAGAUACGGGUACAUGUACCUUUCUACCAACAGUAGCAUCUAGGAGAGAAGUGGGACAGACAGCUCUGAGUAAUAACAUCUUCAACUGCCACAGUUGUACUUGCUUCAGUGCACGUGAGACAGAGCUGUCGGUAGAACUGCUGC
This is a messenger RNA of Fulmarus glacialis (Northern fulmar), 1239 nucleotides long. RefSeq names its product dual specificity phosphatase 22 (gene DUSP22). Gene Ontology annotation, molecular function: protein tyrosine/serine/threonine phosphatase activity. The transcript has 5 exons. NCBI's taxonomy places the organism in Eukaryota, Metazoa, Chordata, Aves, Procellariiformes, Procellariidae. The record is from RefSeq and is a predicted model, not a curated record. The annotation marks the transcript as partial. Gene Ontology annotation, cellular component: cytosol. Gene Ontology annotation, biological process: regulation of cell population proliferation; protein dephosphorylation; transforming growth factor beta receptor signaling pathway.